AUGUCUGAUCCCACCAUGAACAGCCCAGAUAACGGCUCGCAUAAGCGCAAGAGAGAUGGCUCCGAGGACUUAGGUCCCGACCCGCAGCGUCUUAACCGCUCUUCCCACGGAAGCAACGGCAGCAUGGAUAACCAGCACAACUUUGGUCACUCUGGCCUCGGAAACUACGACCACGGGCUUCCCAACACUGGCGCCGAACUCAACAUUGAUCAACAAAUUCUUCAACAUGUUGGUCCGCAGAACGGACUGUCCGACGAUAAUGCGUUGACCGCAAAUGCCAAAGCCGCCCUGGCUGCACACACUCCUCAACACAAGUACCCCCCUCCUCCCGACUCCGGCUUCGAUGCGAGCAACCUCACCCAAGGUUUAUCUUUUGGCGAUGAGAUGAACCAGACUCCCAUGGGUGGUGCUCACAACCACAAUUCGACUGCUGCUGCGGUCUAUGCCGCGCGCGAGGCUCAGAGUAUGAACCAGAAGCCUACCGUUGGUUCUCCCGAAUGGCACCAGAUCCGCAAGAACAAUCACAAAGAAGUCGAACGUCGCCGCCGCGAGGCUAUUAAUGAAGGUAUCAACCAGAUUGCUCGUCUUGUACCGAACUGCGAUAAGAAUAAGGGCGCGAUCCUCCAGCGUGCCAUUGAAUACAUCCUGCAGCUCCAGGAAGAAAAGAAGAACAUCGACGAGCAAUUUGAGAAGCACAGUCUGACUGCUAAUCAUGCUAUCGCCGAGAUCAGCGGCUCGAACUCCAAGCUCAAAGGCGAGGUCGCCCGGCGCAACAACAUUGCCCUGAAGUGGCUGACGCGUUGCCGGGAUGCCGGCCUGGAGUUUGAUGAUUACGAGGAGUCAAAAGAGCUAGAGUCACUGGAGAUGGAUUAG
This is a messenger RNA of Penicillium egyptiacum, 873 nucleotides long. The record is from the annotation of a GenBank genome assembly. Lineage: Eukaryota; Fungi; Ascomycota; Eurotiomycetes; Eurotiales; Aspergillaceae.